Molecule: messenger RNA, 774 nt
Organism: Cooperia oncophora
Lineage: Eukaryota; Metazoa; Nematoda; Chromadorea; Rhabditida; Trichostrongylidae
Source: the annotation of a GenBank genome assembly
AUGGGACAGACCGUAGUGGAAACCAUGGGUGAGCUACACAUGGACAUUAUCAAAAACCGACUUGUUCGAGAUUAUGGUCUCAACGUAUUUGUUGGUCCCCUGCAGAUAGCCUAUCGGGAGAUUGUGGGCGAACCUGUCACACAGACAGCCACUGCCCAAGACGUCAUGGAGGAGAAGAAGCGAGUCCACAGCGCCACCCUCACUCUUACUAUAGAGCCCAGGACAAAGAGUGGGAAGUUCAAAGGGGUUCGGCUAGGACUACCGCACGAUUCGCCAACUGUUCGUGCAGACUGGCUCAAAGCCAUAAAUGAAGGCUGUCAGAAUGCUCUCCAUAAUGGACCAAUACUUGGUUUUCCUGUGCAAGAUGUAGUUAUUACACUGAAUGAAAUCAACACUAGUGGAGGACGAGUCAAUCCUGCAGUAUUGUCCGCUUGUGCGCACAAAUGUGUCUCAGAGGCAAUCGAGAAGGCCAGAGCUCAUUUGAUCGAACCUGUCAUGCGGCUUGACAUUACUUUGGAAAAAGGCAGCGAAGCGCAACCGAUCCUUCACGAGUUGUCAAGGCGGCGAGCAGACAUCCUUGAAUGUUGCGGAACACACUGGGGAGCAACGUUGAUAAGCGCUCGUCUUCCUCUGUCCGAAAUGACUGGUUUCUCGACGACUUUACGAGUGUUGUCGUCGGGACUGGCGUCUAUGCAUAUACAAGUGGCUGAUUACCAGAUAGUCUCUGAGCACGAUCAAGUCACAAUUAUUAAUAGAAUUAGGGGCAUUAAAUAG